Camelina sativa (false flax) is the source of this 867-nucleotide messenger RNA. NCBI's taxonomy places the organism in Eukaryota, Viridiplantae, Streptophyta, Magnoliopsida, Brassicales, Brassicaceae. The record is from RefSeq and is a predicted model, not a curated record.
AUGAAACCUGAUUUGCAGAUGUCUUCAACUGGUUUAUCGGAACGGAAAGCUGAAACUAACCUUGCGAAGUCUACUGUGCAAGCUGAUGAAGAAAUUUUGGAUACAGAGUGUAUUGAUGCAGUGAAGGUUGUCAAGAAACCAUUUAAGAAGUUAUCUGCAGCUGAGACUGCACUUAUUCCAGAUAGCAAACAAUACAGGAGGCUCAUUGGGAAGUUGCAGUAUCUGACUAUUACUAGACCAGACAUCUCUUAUGCUGUAUCAAAACUGGCUCAAUACUCUGCAGCUCCAAGGAAAUUUCAUCUCACAGCAGUACAUAAGAUCUUGAGGUAUUUGAAGGGUACGAUUGGCCAGGGUCUGUUCUAUGGGAAAGAUCAUGAUUUUUCUCUUCGAGGUUUCUCAGAUGCAGACUGGGGCGGUUGUCCUGAUAAUAGACGAUCUCAUACUGGCUAUGCUAUAUUCAUUGGUCAAUCUUUGGUCUCGUGGAAAUCUAAGAAGCAGCAGGUGGUCUCGAUGAGUUCUGCUGAGUCAGAGUACCGUGCGAUGAGUAUGAUCACCAAGGAGUUGUUAUGGUUCACAUAUAUAUUGAAGGCUUUGAGGGUUCUCUUUCCACUUCCGGCUUAUCUAUAUUGUGAUAACACAGCAGCUCUUUACAUCGCCAGCAACUCUGUUUACCACGAACGAACAAAACAUAUUGAGUUCGACUGCCACAAGGUCCGUGAAGCUAUUGAAGAUGGAAUUCUUAAAACAAUGUUUGUUCGGACCAACCAUCAACUAGCUGAUGUUUUGACAAAGGCUCUCCAUCCGAUUCCUUUUCAAGAGAUUAUGCGCAAGAUGGGAGUCAUCAACAUCUACUCCUCGCCAUCUUGA